Molecule: messenger RNA, 2141 nt
Organism: Ziziphus jujuba (common jujube)
Lineage: Eukaryota; Viridiplantae; Streptophyta; Magnoliopsida; Rosales; Rhamnaceae
Exons: 2
Coding region: 342-1619 (425 amino acids)
Source: RefSeq, a predicted model, not a curated record
CAGCAACAGCCAACAGCAAAGGUAUUAUCUCUUGUACGAAUUUGCUUGCGGAAAGAAACAAAAGAGAAAGAGAGAGAGAAAAUGGAUAGAAAACUACAGCAACCAUUAGAGAAAGUGAAACGUUAAAACACAGAUAAGCAGCCGACAUCCAUUUCAGUCCAUGAAAAGGUGGAUGUUUCCAAUGCUUCUCUUCUUCACCCUCUCCAUCUUCCUCAUUUGACCACCAUUUCUCUCUUUUCUCUCUCUCUCUCUCUCACACACUUUCUUCACAAAAACCCAAUUCCUUAAAACCACCAUUUUCCUAACUGAAGAAGGACAACACAAAUAACAAAUCAGCAACAAUGGAUCCCUGCCCAUUUGUCCGUUUGAUAGUGGAAUCACUCUCCCUCAAACUCCCUCAGGCCACCAGACCCGCCGGCGCUGGAGUCCACCCUUCCACCACUCCCUGUUUCUGCAAGCUCCGGAUCAAGAAUUUCCCUUCCCAGACCGCUCUGCUCCCGCUCUCUUCCUCGCCUGGUGAUUCUCCGCCGGACUACUCCACUUCCUCAGCCGGUUUCCACCUCGAUUCCACCUCCCUCCGGCGAAUAUCCGGCAAACCCAUUACUCUCCGGGUCUCCGUCUAUACGGGUCGAAUGGGUCGGACCUGCGGGGUUAGCACCGGGAAACUUCUGGGUCGGGUCAAUGUCGGAGUUGACCUGGAAGGGACUGACUCUCGACCCGCUGUUUUCCAAAACGGGUGGUUGAAAUUGGCGAAAGAGCCCGACAAGAAGCGCUCAUCCGCUAGGCUCCAUUUGGUGGUCCGGGCUGAACCGGACCCCCGUUUCGUUUUUCAUUUCGGCGGUGAACCGGAAUGUAGCCCCGUGGUCUUUCAGAUUCAGGGCAAUAUACGACAGCCCGUUUUUAGCUGCAAGUUCAGUGCCGACCGCAAUUCCAGAUCCCGAUCUCUCCCAUCAGAUUUCAACAACAUCCACAGCAGAGGAUGGAUGAUGAGAACAUUUUCCGGCGACAGAGAACGUCCGGGAAGAGAAAGAAAAGGAUGGAUGGUAACAAUUCAUGAUCUAUCCGGUUCACCUGUGGCAGCGGCCUCAAUGAUCACUCCUUUUGUCCCUUCACCGGGUUCCGACCGGGUUUCCCGAUCGAACCCCGGGGCGUGGCUCAUCCUCCGGCCUAAUGGAUUCUCCAUGAGCAGCUGGAAACCCUGGGGAAGACUUGAGGCAUGGCGAGAGAGAGGUCCAAUCGAUGGCUUGGGAUACAAGUUCGAGCUUGUUAGUGAGAAUGGUCCAACCAGCACUGGUAGUGGUAACAUUCCCAUUGCAGAAGCUACAUUGAGUGUGAAAAAGGGAGGGCAGUUUUGCAUUGACAGUGGGUUGAUAAGAGAAUCCGGAACGAAUUCGAGGUCUCCGGUGAAAGGAUUCGUGAUGGGUUCGAGUGUAGAAGGAGAAGGAAAAGUAAGCAAACCUGUUGUGCAAGUUGGUAUGCAACAUGUUUCUUGCAUGGCUGAUGCAGCUCUUUUCAUAGCACUUUCUGCUGCCAUCGACCUGAGCAUGGAUGCUUGCAGACUCUUCGCACAUAAACUAAGGAAAGAGCUUUGCCAUGAUGAACAAGAUUCUUUCUCUUAGUUUAUUUUCCCGGAAAAAAUACAUAUAUAUAACCCCUUUUGCUGUGAUAACCAAACACUUCUUUUUGAAUUGUUGGGUUUGAGCACAGAAAAAGUUAUAUUAUAUUGAUCUCUGAUUUUUAGGUCUUUUUUUUUUUUUUUUUUUUUUUUUUUUUUUUUUGUGUGUCCAUUCUAAUUCAUUCUUUCAAUAGCUGAUUUCAUUUUCUCACAAGGUUUAGAAAUUUUCUCUCUGGUUGUGCGUGUGUGGCCUGUUUGGCUGUUUAUGUAAAUGUGGUUUGUGAGAGGGUUCUUUGAAUUUGGUCUUCGAGAGUGACAAUAUCUUUUUUGUUUUUUGAUUCUGUGAAAGUAGUUUUAGGAUUUUGUCAACGUUAUGAAUAUAUACACAUUGGGGGAUUUCUUAUGUUUACAGCAUAUUAUAUAUAUAUAUAUAUGUAUGUAAAUCUUACAAAUGGAAACUGUACAGCUGGGAAAGUGCAAUUUGUUAUAAUUUUCAAAUUGAAACUUACUUUAUUCAUUAUGUUUA